Messenger RNA from Aspergillus brunneoviolaceus CBS 621.78, 1060 nucleotides. Its product is annotated as putative phosphoglycerate mutase family protein. The record is from RefSeq and is a predicted model, not a curated record. The coding region runs from base 452 to 1042 and encodes 196 amino acids. The transcript has 3 exons. NCBI's taxonomy places the organism in Eukaryota, Fungi, Ascomycota, Eurotiomycetes, Eurotiales, Aspergillaceae.
AUCUCAGUGGACUCUUUAUCUCGAGUAACAGAUGAUUUUUCCAGUCUACUGGUCACGAAAAAUUCGCUCAUAGCAGCAAAGAAUAGGCUCAGCAGCCGUGUUGCGUUAUGCAGCAGCCUGGUCGCCUGCUGCCCUGCUGCCCUCCCCCCAUCCCUCCCCAUAUGCAUUGCGUCGAUCGAUAGUGUGUUUUAUGAUCGACCAUCCCUCAGCUUGCUUGCUUGCUCCAUAUUUAAAUCUCCACGCGUACCCUCCUCACCUGGUUGAUUGAAUACUCGGCCGACGUACAUAUAGAUCCCGAGGCCCUGACGACUCUCCCGAACGCCGCGAUGCGCAAGCGGACAUACUCUCUCCCUCGAUGAGAAGACACCAUAGAUUCGAGAUAUAAAAGCACUAGAAAUGACCCGGUAGCUGUGAUCACGGCUAUCACCUGUCACACACUAUAUAUAUCAAGAUGAUCGCCUCUCAGCUUAGCAAUAUUCUAUACCUUCUCACCGCAUCCACUCUGACCCUGGGUGCCUCCAUUCCAUCAUCCCAACCGACGAAGCCAACCGUCUACCUGAUCCGUCAUGGGGAGAAGCCCCCGGAUCCCAGCGACAGCGGUCUUAACGCCGACGGCUUCAAGCGCGCAGAAUGUCUCCGUUCCGUCUUUGGCGCCGACUCGCCAUAUGAUAUCGGAUAUAUAAUGGCACCACAUAUCAACUCUCUCGACCAACACCGUCGCUCCUACGAAACCGUCCUCCCCCUCGCCCACGACCUGUCUCUGCCGAUCGACACCUCCUGCAAGCGCAAUGACGCGAAGUGCGUGGCGCGAAAAAUUCGUCACUAUCGGGGCCCCGGCAAUAUCCUGAUUUCAUGGCGGCAUGGAAAGAUGGCGAAUAUCGUCAGCGCCUUGGGCUCGGAUGACCCACCUGUUUAUCCCGAGGAGCGGUUCGAUUUGAUUUGGACUAUUCCUUGGCCGUUUGAUAACAUUACCUCGAUUGAGAGUGAGAAUUGUGUUGGUUUAGAUGAUAAGGGAUUCGACUCGGCAUUCUUGGAGCUUUAGAGGCUGGUAGUGUCGAGG